GUCCGAAGUUAUCCGAAAAAACAAUUCGUUACAAAAAUGGAAAAAUGGCGAUAUCUAAUUAGAAACCCGUGAAUUAGAUAGAAAUGAAACGUUAACAAAAAGUUGUAGGAAUGAAUGAGGACUCAGAUGGCGUAAGAGAUAAAUCCGUUGAGAUAAAAAAUGACGGUCAAUCGAAAGGCGAAGAGAAUGGGGGUGGCAAACCCACCCCAAACCUGACUGAAAACGCAAGUAGGAAUUCGAAACUGGUAGAAAAUGGGCCUACGAAAUUGUCUUCUGCUUACGAAUCGAAAGCUGCAGACAAAACAAAGUCUGAUAGAUACGGGUCUUAUGAUAAGCGCUAUGAUUACAGAGACAGAGGUUAUAAGAAUGCUAAUGGUAUGAAGGGUGGGCCUAGUGGGCGCGGACGAAGGGAAGAUGAUCGACGUUCCAGUCCCAGCAAACCCUAUCGGGGUAGGCAAGAGUUGAAAAGUUCUUAUAGGAGAGAUGACAGGCGAGAAUCUGACAGCAAAAGACCUUAUGAUUCCAGCAAAAGUUACUCAGAUGAACCAAGGCUGACAAAGCUUAUCAAGAAACUUCAGCGGGAGACUGAAAGGGACAGAAGGCUGUAUGUCGUUAAGCAAAUUUUAGAUUUCCUGCCUACCCCUGAUGGAAAAAAGGCAUUGCUGAGAAAUGGCGAUGAACAUCUGGAUAGUUUGAAAGAUUUUUUCUUUGAAAGGGGCUACAAGGAUGUGAAGUCAGAGGUCGUGAAGUGUAUUGGAUAUAUUGGGGCUGUGCUCAACCAUGAUCCACAGAGGUAUUUCAACUGGAUGUUUAGCCAGCUAUCGGCAGUGGAGGAGGAUGAGAUCAGAAUCUACUUCCUGCAGGCUCUGAAAGAGACAAUCAGGCAAAUUGACAGACAGUUGAUUGCGAACUCUGUAGAGGACGUGCUGAACACCCUACAGAGUCACCUGGAGUGUGCAGACACACCUGAGCUGCUGGUGGCCGUGGUGGACGUUAUACUGGAGGUGACCAGGGGAUUCCCAGAGGUCUUCCAGUACUACUUCAGGGACACAGUGGACAUCCUGGUUGGCUGGCACAUUGACUCCAGUCAGCGUGACCGAGUGAUUGAGGUAACGUCAGAGGCCCUCAUCUCGUUCCAACAGUUUUGGGUGCAGGACCAGGAGUUCACACGAGAACUUCUCGGACAGUUCCUGGAAGAUAUGGAGGCAUAUGCAGAGGACCUUAGAGUUCUUGUGAAAGAUCAGCCUGGCAGCCUGGAACCAUGCCCAGAGGAAAUACUGAAGAUUGGUUCCCUCUUGAAGGUCUUCACAACUGUAAUGAAGAGCCUGGGAACGGAGUUUGAUCCCAACCAGUCUGAGGAGCUCUCCUUUCCAUAUCUGCUGGAGAUGUUUGAGAAGACAGUGAGGACUAUCGACAGCGCCGUGAAGUGUUCCUUCUCUGAGUACAUCAUCAUUACAGGUGACGAGUGUUUUGAGGUGAUUCUGGUGCUGCUGCGUGGCGCAGUGCAGGAUUGUCGGGAUGUCCUACUAACCUACGUUACCACAGUAACCUUCCCCGCCCACCCGGUAUCCAACAGAUACAUCUGUGCUGCUCUCAACCUCGUGUGCAAGACAGUGGAGGUGUGUGGUGUACAGCUGCCUGUGUCCUGGCUGACCAGUGUACUCAAGACUGGCUCCCUGCUGAGGUCCAGCAAACUGCUCCACGACUCACAGGUUCUUAAGGCCCUCAUCCGGGUGUACAAAAGGCUACUCAGCCUGCGCAGCAUCCCCCUGCUGGAAGAGACGUACCGACACCUGCUGGGAGACAUUGAGGUGGCAUUCAAUAUGCUGCUGGGGACCAGUGGGGACGAGGGGCUGGUCAGGCUGGUUACCAGCAACCCCUUCGAGGGCAAGACGUACAGCAGGAUGGAGGCCGAGACUGUUUGUGUGUUCAGUCUGUGUGCACUGGGCGAGAUUGGAAACACAAAGAAUAACCUGAUUGGGAUGUGGGCCCUGUCACCCAGCCUGUUUGACCUGUACAGUGAGAGGCUGGAUGUGGUACGAUCCUCCAUUAGUGUCCAGUACCCCGCCCUACAGUACGCCAUCCUGCAGGCUCUCUACUCACACUGUAACACUCAUGGCAACUUCAUCUCAACGAGCUCCCUGCUGACCCAGACCUCGCCCAUGGAGGGCUCCCUGAUGGCCAAUGUAAGCCCUUCCACGAGCUCCAACUUCACGAGGCUGCUAAAGGUGCUGGCGGACCUACUCAGACACCCAAACACCUCCUUUGAUAGCAAGCUGCUGUCAGUGCGUUGGGUGACAGAACUUGUGUCUAGCCUGCGCUCCAGUCCCCAGGUGUACACAACACGCCAGUUUCUGACCCUUGUGCAGGCUCUCUACAUCAUGGGGUAUGACUCAGAGGAGGAGGUGGCAUCCAGCGUCCAGAUCUGCCUCACCAACCUCUUCCAAAACCCGCGUACCUACCCCACCUACAUCGUCAAGGGGUGUGUGAAGCUCUGCAUGUACCGGCUGAAUGAAGGCAGUGAGACACUGAGGGACAACUACUUCUCCCUGCUGUGUCUGCUGCCUCUCAAUGUCACCGCAAGUAAGAACAAUGGCUUGUACCUGCUAGAGGAGGUGACCCAGCUGGCGUACAGUGAGCACGCAGUGGGGCUGGAGUCCCUGUGGCAGGUGUGCAGGCAGUACACCACUCGAGUGCCUCUCGGCUCCUUCCACUCACACAACUUCAGACAAGUCAUGGCUUAUCUACUGCACAACCAGAAAAACAAAGUGGUUGGUUCCCAGGCCUGGUUGGACUCCAUGUUCCAGGCUGCCCAGCGGCCCAGCAGUAAACCAGACUGGAAGUCAGCUGACAUGCUCGUCAUGCAGAACUACGUGAGCCAGAGUGUGACGGUGCAGUGGUUCUGGGGGACGUGGGAGGCAGCCCAGUUCUGUGUGCUGACGCGGCUCAAGACGCCCCUGGGCAAGCCCCAUGAGACAUUCACGUCUAUAGAGGCCGUGCUCAAGUCCCUGGCCAAUCAGGUGCAGGUGCACUCACAGGAGGAUGAAGACAAUGACAGGAAGAAAGGCAAGGUGUCCAGUGGAGAAGGAGAGCUGCAGCGUGUCAAGUUGCUGCUGCAGUUCAUGGAGCAGCUAGAGAAGCACCUGUACAAUGCCUUCGAGGGCACUGCAGGAGCAAUGCCCAGCCUGCCCAAGGCAGUCCGCACGUUCUUUCGUACAAACAAGAACACAUGCCUGGAAUGGCUGUCUCGUGUGCGUAUGUAUGUGAUCGUGCUGGCGAUGCAUGCUGGGAUGUAUGCCACGGUGGUGAGGCAGGCCUCGGUUGUCCUACGGGACCUCAAGGAUACAGAUAACACACAGGGUUCAGAGGUGGAGGUGAUGGUUCAGUACCUGGUACAGGCAUUGUGCAAGCUGGGUGAGGCAGACGCUGUACAGGGCGUGUACUCCUGGUGUCGGGAAGCCCUCGGUAGGAAGUUCAUGUGGGUCAAGGCUGCCGUGGAGAAAGCAAGCGGCAGGUAUGAGAGCGCAGCCAAGGAGUUCCAGUCUGUGAUCAAGGUGACCUUGCAGCAAGUCCUGGACAGUAAGGAGGAGGCUGGGAAGGAGAAUGAAGUCCCCACCCCCUCUCGCAUAACUGGCAUACUGAGCAAGCCCUCGUCCUUGUUCAACUCUACCCUGCCCACUGGGAUACACUUUAAACUCAACAUGUUUGUCAAUGAGGUGCUGGACUGCUAUGUGCAGCUGAAUGACUGGGAGGCGGCUCUCACCUGGCAGCAGGCGUACACUGAGAUGAGGGAGACCUCUAUCCUGAACACCCCACCACCCACGUACAACAUAGACACAAAUGUCAUCAAAGCACUGUCGUUGUUUGACCAGGGUGAGGUGGGGUCCGUGUCGGACCUCCUGGAGCUUGUACCAGAGCCAACAGGGUCGGGUCACUGGGGCGUGGCAGAGCGGGAGAAUCUGGUGUUGAACAGGCUCCUGCGUGCAGCAGCUAUCACCCACCAGCAUGCCAACAACAAUCACAAGUCUGAGAUAGUGGGGCAGCUAAGCGAGGUGGUGGAGAUCUGUGAGGGCCUCCUGAAGGUGCAGUGCAGUGACUGGCCUAUCCUGGCCUCCCCUGACACCCUGGCACUGCUCACCAUAGCUGCCACACUGCAGGACCAUGUGGACAACAAGAGUGUGUGCCUGUUACCACUGAGUGACCGGUUCCACAUGGAUGAAUCCGACCAUCGACUCUCUACAUUCCUGCAGGCACUGAGGCUUGUACAGCUGCAGCAUCACAUCUCUAAUGGGACGCCAGAUCUUUUGGAGCAGUUACAUCGUCUACAGCUAUCUGUUGCAAGUCUUGCCAGAAAACAAAGCAACUCAGGUCUUGCCCAGCGUAUCCUGAACACCCAGGCGACCUCAUUCCUAGAAGGUCAAGGUGACAUCAAGGUGGGGUUUGACCUUGACUCCCUCAAGGUCAACAUGAAGCAGCUGCUGGGGGUUGAAGGUUACAGCCAGGUGAAGUCUCUUAGACUGCAGAGAGAGGCAGCCAAGCUCUUACAUUGUGCAGGUGACCACCGGGAUGCGGUUGAUCUGCUGUCCAGCAGCGUGGUGGGGUAUGUCCAGUGCGGAGUGCGAUCUUCCACAUGCAGUGACCUCACCGCAAGGUCACUCCUCACCCUGGUCAAGUGGCUCCAGGUUGACCACAAGCUGCUGUCUAGCCUAGCGAGCAGUGUGGGUCAAGGGGAUGGUCUCAACACGCUGGCGGUCAAUGUACAGCAUCUGCUGGAUCUGGAGGAGAAGCAAGCCUCCAGUAACAUGAGACUGAUCAUCAAUAAGGACAGCGCAGAUUUGAAGAUCGGGGACAACCCUAUCCUGACUGAUACGGACCGUAUCGUGGGUCGCCUGCUUCACCUGAGCACAGUACAGAGCGAGAGUCUGCCCAAGGGCUGGUACGCCUUCGCAGGCUGGUGCUACAAGUGGGGCAGGAAGGCUGUGGACAAUGCCAGUCAUGGCAGUGUACAGUUGUUGUCAGAAGAAAAGACCCAGAUUCUUUCACUUUUGCCAGAGGACAUCAGUGAGGGGGAAAGAGAUGCAGUGGUCACUAUACUGGGUCGUGUCCACUCCAGCUUGACCAGUGAGGAGGAUAUUAGUGAUCAGGACCAGAGUCAGUAUGAUGAUGGUACAGAGACGCGUCGUCAGUUGCUGGUCUCCUGCGAGGCCCUGUGUGACUCAGGUGAUGCAUUGGAGGCCCUGCUGGGGGUGUGGCGGGGCGUGGUACACAGGAUCUACCACUACUAUCAGCUGGCUGCCAGCUCUUACUUCAAGUUCCUCAAACUGAACGGAGAGAAUGAUCCUCUCAAGGAGGAGAACACAGAGGACUGCAACGUGAUCAGCACACUGCGUGUCCUGCGACUCCUUGUGAAGCACGCCUGGGAGUUGCGCACAGUUCUUGAAGACGGGCUAGCGGAAACGCCCACCACCCCCUGGAAGGGGAUCAUACCCCAGCUGUUCUCACGGCUGAGCCACCCAGAGGCGUAUGUGCGCCAGAGCAUCUCUGACCUUCUGUGUAGAGUGGCCGAGGACGCCCCUCACCUGAUAGUGUACCCCGCUGUGGUAGGCAGCUAUACCACCAAGAUGGAGGCCAAGACGGAGACUGGUCUACUGACAAACUACUUGGCUGUGGAGGGUGUUGGUGAGGGUGAAAUGGAGGGUGAUGUGGUGCCCUUGCAGGAGGAGGAGGGUGACACAGACCCUGAGGCAGACUCUAUGCUCCACAGCUGCAUUGUGUCCAUGCUGAACACCCUGGCAGUGAAGUCUCCACAAAUGAUUGGUGACGUGAAGCAGCUGAUAGAGGAGCUGCGUCGUAUCACGCUACUCUGGGACGAGCUGUGGCUGGGAACUCUCAACCAGCAGCACCAGGACGUGGAGAGACGGAUCUCACAGCUCGAGGCAGAGAUCAAGAGGGUCAACAACAACUCUGCCCUUGGCAACGACGAAAGGGCCGCUAUCAUACGGGAGAAACAUAAAACCGUUCUCAAACCGACUGUGUUCAUGAUGGAGCGUGUGAGUGAGAUCACCAGUCAGCCCCCUGCCACACCCCACGAGGUUUGGUUCCAGGAGGCGUAUGGACAGUUGAUCGCGAACGCUCUUAACAAACUGAAGAACCCACCAAACCCCAGCCACCCCCGGGCCAGCUGGCACCCUUUCAAACAGAUCCACGUGAGCCUCCAGCAGAGGGCCCAGAAGCGUGUCAGCCUCAUUCUCAAGAUGGAGGAGAUAAGCCCAAAGCUGCACGCGCUGCGUAACACCGUGAUCGCCAUGCCGGGCCUAGGGGCCGCCGGACAGAUAGUCACCAUCGAGUCAGUCUCCAGCGCAGUCCAGAUCCUACCCACCAAGACCAAGCCCAAGAAACUCGUGUUUAAAGGGUCCGAUGGCAAGAGGUACCCGUACCUGUUCAAGGGUCUGGAGGAUCUCCACCUGGAUGAGAGGAUCAUGCAGUUCUUGAACAUCGUCAACAACAUGUUUGCAGCUGCCGAUAAGGGUAGCCAUGAGUUGUACCGCGCCCGCCACUACUCAGUGACCCCCCUGGGGCCGAGGUCAGGCCUCAUACAGUGGGUGGACGGUGUGACCGCCAUGUUUGCCCUGUACAAGCGCUGGCAGCAGCGAGAGGCGUUGAUUCAGAUGAUGAAGCAGCAGGCUGCAGGGGCAACCAAUCAGCAGCAGACUGCAGGGGGAGCAUCUGCCAAUCAGCAGCAGCCCAAUAUUCCACGUCCUAGCGAGGUCUACUAUAAUAAGCUGACACCUCUACUUAAAGAAAAGGGUAUCAAGGACCUAGAGAGUCGUAAGGACUGGCCCCUCAGCGUGCAGUGCAAGGUUCUACAGGAUCUGAUGGCAGAGACGCCCCGUGACCUCCUCUCUAGGGAGCUCUGGUGUACCAGUACUGGCCCCAAUGAGUGGUGGUACGUGACCCAGACAUUCGCACGCUCCACCGCGGUCAUGUCCAUGAUCGGCUACAUCAUUGGGCUUGGAGACAGACAUCUUGACAACGUGCUGGUGGAUCUGUCUACUGGCGAGGUGGUCCACAUCGACUACAAUGUCUGCUUUGAGAAGGGCAAGAGCCUGCGCGUGCCUGAAAGAGUGCCCUUCAGACUGACGCAGAACGUGGAGUCUGCGCUGGGAGUCACAGGAAUAGAGGGUACAUUCCGCCUAGCGAGUGAGCAUGUGAUGAAGACACUGAGGAAAGGCAGGGAGACCCUUCUCACCCUUCUUGAGGCCUUCGUAUAUGACCCCCUGGUCGACUGGACGACGGGCAACGAGGGGGGGUACACAGGGGCGUUCUAUGGGGGCGGAGGAAUGGGAGGGGGUGGAGGGGACAGCAGACAGGGCCGGGUGGACAUGGAGAGAGAGAUCACUGCCAGCAUGUUCUCCAUUAGAGUCGCAGAGAUGAGGGUCAACUGGCUUCAAAACAGAGAUGAGCUGCUGGCCGUGUUGCCCCGGGCUCAGGGUCACCUGGACAACCGGGCGGCCCGGAUAGCAGAGUACACCCAGCUAAUGGUGGAGGAGCAACAUCUACAGGAACUGAGACAGCUCAUACAGGAGGCACAAGCUAACCCUGCCAGCCCGCUUCUGUCUCUAGCUAGGAGGUAUGGAGAGUAUGAGGUGAUCAAGAGGAACCGUGACAGUGUGAACGCCCUCAUACAGGAGAAGAUAGGAGAGUGUCUCAGCUGGCAUAACAUGCACAAGCAUGUGAUGACCAAGGUGGUAGGUGCAGCCUUCCAGCAGAUGUGUGUGGACAUAGCUGCCUCCCUCAACCUGGGCACUCCCAGCUUCAACACAGCCAAGGACUUCCUGCAGAGUGCUGGACAGGGGUCUGUCAUACAGCAGUGUGAGCUGGUGGAGUCUGAGCUGACGGCCAACCUGACUGUGCAGCGGGACAACCUGCGGCUGAUGAUUGACGUGCUCCAUAGGUACGGCACCAUUGUGUCCCAGUUUGGACAGAGCUUUCCGGACAACACACGCACCAGCCACUACCUGAACUGGCUACGAGAACUAGUGGUGGACUUCUCAGAAUCAAAGUGUGAGGAUAUCAUCCGUCAGUGUGGUGACACAUUCGGGGACAGCAGGAUGACCCCAGCGCGGGUGCAGGUGGUGCGUGCCACAGACUUGCGACUGCAGACCAUCAUACAGGAUACCAACACCAGGCUGCUUAAACUGCUAGAUAGACGUAGACAGGAGAAGGCCGACAUUCGAAUGCUGGAGAUGAACGUGAAAGAGUGCCGCUCAGCCAUUGAUAUCUUCAUUCAAGAGUGCGGUGACGCUGGAGUGAAGAGCCUUUCUGCGGUGGUCCUCACAGUCCUGUGUACCCUCAACAAACGCAAUCUGCAGAUGGAGGCCGCAGCAACAGGUGCGGGUGACCGCCUGAUGGACCUGACCUCGCGCGAUGGUGACUGGUUCCUGGAAGAGCUGUGUAGCAUGAGCGGCAACGUUACCCAGUUCCUGGACAUGGUCUCCUUGUACCAGCCUCAGCCAGAUGACUCACAGCUGGGGGUCAUGUACCGUGGCAUGCAGGCCACCAACCACGUGUACAACGCCUUGCAGGACCUGAACGUUAACUUCCGCACGAUCAUCCUGCCAGAGGCCCUGAAGAUCAUCCAGAGUCAGGAGUCAUCAGUGUUCCUAAUCCUGUCCCGUCUGGAGGCCAUCCUACGUGAGCCCGGCGGUCCCUCCCUAGACACAGUCAUACAACAGCUGGAGGUGCUGCAUAGGAACGCUGUCAUGGGAAUCAAGAAUGAGAACACAGAGCUGCUAUCACGUGUGACUCGUAUCCGGGCCGUGUUCAAGGACCUGUUGGAGACGGGGGUGACUGGAGUACAGGACCUGACGCCCGGACAGAUGCUGCUCAUGGGCUUCAACGGUCUGUUCACGCGUCUGGAGGAGGAGUUCUCCUCCCUGCUGGAGAGUGUCGACAGUCUGCAAGUGCCCAGCAUGUGGAGGAAGGUGGACGUGGUCAAGGAGGCAAAGUCUUUACAGCUGUCCUCGUUCACCACCAACACCCGCAGCCUGCUGUCAAGCCUGUUCUUCAUCCGCCGGCUGCAGGUGAUGCAGGAGUUUUUCCACACCUGCACACAGUUUGCCGCAGCCAUCCAGGGGCUUGAGGGGGGAGCCUGCGCUGAUGAUGAGCAGUUCACGAGGCCUGUCAAACGCUUUGUGGCAGACUUCGUCAGAAAACAGAUAAUUGGGUUCCCGACCCAGAUCCUGGGCUACAUCCUGUGUUCCACAAUGGAGUCGAUGGGUCUGGACGUGACAGCUGAAGUGGAGUUGAAGGACGUUGGGGCAGAGUCGAAGGCGCCGCUUGAGGAGCUCUGCAAGAAGGCCGUGGACCAGGCGCUGAGGCUGGCGCUCUUCCAACAGGUGCACUUAAGUCAGGCCAGCACCCUGACCACCAGCCAGGACGCAACCUGGCGCAGGCACGACCUUACCAGACGACUGGACUGUAACCUUGAGAUCUUAAAGUCUAGCCUGCAGCGAGCCAGGCUACACAUCACCAGACUGCACUGGAUCCACGAGGACGUGUUCAUGAGAGAGGGCGUACUGCCAAACACCAUGGUGAUGGCAAACAGGGCAGCAAUGAUGUUGGAAAUCAAAAGGGUCAUGCAGGCGGUGGUGAGUGAGGAGCAGCAGCUGGGCCAGUGCCAGGCGCAGUAUGCCACCCUGGAGUCCAGCAUCACCCAACGCCUCAAGUGGGCGGCUGGAGCCAACCCUUCCCUCAACCUCGUACUUCAGCAGUUUGAGGACGCCAGCCACAUCAGGAAACAGCUUGCUGAAGAGGAGGCCAAGAACUCCCAGGAAGUGAUCAGUCUGUGUCAGGGUAUCCUGCACAUGGAGGCACUACGGACCCGCACACCAGAGGCCCUCACGUCUGAGACCAACUUUUUGCUCCUCAUGAACAAAUGUCUGGAGAGCUGCCAUCAGACGUCCCAGUCCAACAGCUCUGUGGGUCACCUAGAGAUCAUGCUCAUGCAGAUGAAGCCACUGAGUGAUGGAGAGCAGACAGACGGGGCGUGGCUGGUUGGCGCACACAAGGAGGUCACACAGAGGCUCAAGGAGGCAGACAAGAAGAUGUUGGCGCUGAAAAACAGCAUCGAUGAUGCAAGGGAUGGAAUUCAGGCAGAAGUUGACACCAUCAAGUCCGUUAUACAGACCCAUCAUAAGCUGAUGUCUGACAUCCGCACCAUUCUCAAGUCUCUAGCUAAGCAAGAGGAGACUGAGCAGGGAGAGCAGGUGAUUGCAGGCGGUAUCCGUGACUACCUGAACAUGCACAAGAAGUUCUCUGAGAACCUCGUGUUGGGGCUCAAACUGAUGGUCAGUGAGGAGUUCACAGCAGACAGCAUGGCAGAGACACGGCAGCUGCUGGCUAGUCUGGCAGAGCAGAUACCACUGAUCUAUGACGAGUUGGUGAGCCUGGCGCCCCCUCUACCUAGCAGUGGCGAGGACCAACGCAGUGGCAGUCCACUCAGCUUUGCAACAGCAGUGAAGAAGUCAGCAUCAGGUACUGAAGAGGCAGGGCUGCGUCGCUCAUCAACGAUGCACCCGGCCCAGACCAAUACCCCACCCAGUAAUAGUCCACAGACCAACGUCGGCAAACCAGCUGUCUCCACACCAGCAAAGAAGUCAGAAAAAGUAGCAAGGGACCCUAAAACUGGGAAAGCUAUCCAGGAGCGGAACAGUUACGCGGUGGGCGUGUGGCGCAGGGUCAAGAUGAAACUUGACGGACGUGAUCCGGACCAGAACAAGCGUCUCUCUGUGCAAGAGCAGGUUGAGUAUGUGAUCAACGAUGCAACCAGUCUGGACAACCUGGCAGUGCUGUACGAGGGCUGGACGCCCUGGGUGUGAACCAGUCUGCAUAGCCUGAGCAGCAACAGAGCACGUCUUGAUACGACGUCUAUCGCACUAUGCCCCACACUGAGGAUGCGUGCCUCAUCGUCGCGGCGAUUGUGGGACGGACAGGGGUCAGUCGGCAGGGUAGAGCCUGGAAUGUACCUUCAUAGCUAUACAAACAGUCACAGGGCCCCGCCCGGGGGUCCAAACAUGUGGCUUAGCGAACGAAGGCGAUUUUUACUACCAACUUCUGUUAUUUCACUGUGAGGUGUUUGCUGUAGAGAACUGUGUUUUGUCUGUAAAUUGAGGACCAUUGGCUUAUGUGAUCUGUACGUAUUCGUGUAACAUGGAACCCUUUGUGUUAUGUAGUGUGUCAGCGUGGGUGAGUUUGUGUUCAUUUAAAUGAUAUGAAAAUGUCUUCUUUAUGUCUGAAGUUGAAAAAAAUUGUUUUUAUAUGUUUUAUGAAAUUAUGGUGCAAACAACUGCAGUUACUUAGCUUUAAGGAGGUGAAAAAUUAUAUUAAAACACUACAUUACAUUUUGUUCUUGACAUUAUAGUAUCAAAAUCAUUUUCAAUAAUCAAACGUUUCAAUAGCAAUAAGAUGAGUGACAUGUAAUUUCUUUAAAUACAGCACAUUGAAUAAGUAGCAUCAUUCUUCACAUGUGCCAAUUUUCAGCUUCGUAUGUCUAUGAGCUCAACAGAAGCAGGUAAAUAUAAUUAUGGAUAUAAUAAUCAGGGUGGAGGAUCACGUGGCUUUGUGGGGUUCACAAUUGAACAUUAAAGGAUGUUAACACACCAGUAUGUGGUGCUUUGCUUCAUAUAACUUUUUAAAACAAUUUUUGUUUAGAAUUUCAACUUAUGCAUAAAAGACAGUUUUUAUGCUGUUAAUAGCUAUGUCAGAUACGUCAGUAUUACUUUAAUACGCCUGUUCUUGGGAAAAAAUGUAUGUAUAACGCAUUUAUGUACACUGUUAUGCUGCACGCAACAUGAAAUUUUGGCACUUAUUUCAGAGAUAUUCAAUAAUUUAUUCUUAAAUCUUAAGAUAUCAGUACAAACUGCAAGGAAAACUGUCUUUUAUGCACUUAAUAUAGUAGUGGGGGACAUAUUGUUUUUGCCCUGUCUGUUGGUCUGUUUGUCUGUUGGUCUGUUUGCGCCAACUUUAACAUUUUGCAAUAUCUUUUGCUAUAUUGAAGAUAGCAACUUCAUAUUUGGCAGGCAUGUGUAUCUCAUGAAUCUGCACAUUUUGAGUGGUGAAAUAUCAAGGUCAUCCUUCAAGGUCAGAGGUGAAAUAUAUGUGGCCAAAAUUGCUCAUUUUAUGAAUACUUUUGCAAUAUUGAAGAUAGCAACUUGAUAUUUGGCAUGCAUGUGUAUCUCAUGGAGCUGCACAUUUAGAGUGGUGAAAGGUCAAGGUCAAGGUCAUCCUUCAAGGUCAGAGGUCAAAUAUAUGUGGCCCAAAUCGCUUAUUUUAUAAAUACUUUUGCAAUAUUGAAGAUAGCAACUUGAUAUUUGGCAUGCAUGUGCAUCUCAUGGAGCUGCACAUUUUGAGUGGUGAAAGGUCAAGGUCAUCCUUCAAGGUCAGAGGUCAAAUAUAUGUGGCCCAAAUCGCUUAUUUUAUGAAUACUUUUGCAAUAUUGAAGAUAGCAACUUGAUAUUUGGCAUGCAUGUGUAUCUCAUGGAGCUGCACAUUUUGAGUGGUGAAAGGUCAAGGUCAUCCUUCACAAGGUCAAGGUCAUCCUUCAAGGUCAAACAUCAUAUAGGGGGACAUUGUGUUUCACAAACACAUCUUGUUGCUAGUGUAUUUCAAUAACUUGAGGUAUUUGCAAAAAUAAAGAUAUUAACGGUGUGUUUACAUUUUGUCCAGCCUGUGUGAAAACCCCUGUGAACCAUAUUGAUUCUGCACCCUGAUAAUGCAUAAACAAUGAAUUUAGUCCCUGUAAAAUUGAUUUGUAUGUAAACAUUGUAAAUGACAUUAUCAGAAGAAUGAAGGUUGGCGUGUACUACCUUUUAACUGUUAACAAAGUUUAAAUGUGGGCAAAGAAACAAAAUCAGUAAUGUUUGUUUUAAAAUCUUAGUUCCUUCUUGUUCGUCACAACUUUAUAAUUUUGUUAUUAUUCCACACCAUGGCCUUGUUGGGAUAAAGAGAUGGAACGCUUUAUAAUAUUUUUAGAGAAUAAUUAGCUCCUAGAUCUGCAACGCAUUUUGUCAAGGUUUCACACUUGCAUUUUUUUAAGGAGCUAAUGUUUAAAAUUACAUAAUACCAAGGCCUUGUGAUUGAAAUUUGGCUUUUUUGUGUGAGAAAACUAUUAUUAUCGCCAAAUUAUACAGCACACUUUGUCAAGGUUUCACAAUAACUUAUUUUUUAGGGAGCUAUUUUUUUAAAUUACAUAAUACCAAGGCCUUGUGAUGGAAGUUUUUCUGUUUUGUUUGAAAAUUCAAAUUUGUACUGUACCCUUUUGACUACAAUUCACCCAUGGGGUGGAUUCACUCCCUGUAAAAACUUAGCCAACAGAUUAUUUAAUAUGAAAAAUAUUGAGGCAUUGUGAAAAAAAAACUCACUACUUAAGAAGACUUUUAGUAUCAUUUAAUUGCGAAAACAUUCACCAUCUGUAAAAAACUGUUAAACAUCUGUGUGCUUAAUGUAUUGUUGAUGUGUGUCGGGAAAUGAUUUCUUGUCCAGGUUUGCUUACUUUCCGAAGCCAGUGGUUCAGUAAGGGAGUUUUAAGACUAGGUAUGUGGAAUUAACAGCUGCACUCCUACAAAGUAGACUUGGUGGAAUCACCAGAGAAUUUGACAUGGAACAUAAUAUAUAGUUAAAUAUGUGUCAGAGAAACUUGUGCAUUGCAAAAGCUGGAAACAACAAAGUGGAUGUAAUUGUUGGUUUUUGUACAGCAUAUAUUUUAUGUUUUGAUGAUGUAAAUAACAUUGUUACUUAUAAUUACUGUUGUGUUUUUUCCUUUCAUUUACUUGUUUUUUCGAUUUUGUUGUAUAAUUAUGCAAAAUUUACAUUGAAAAAAAUAAAUAAAUGGAUGUAUUCCACACAAAAAAAGAUGAGUGGUAAAUGUAUUUUAAUAGUGUUUAGUUGUAUUUAUUUUAUAUGAUUAUUGGGUAUGUAUAUAAGGAAUACCCACAUAUGUAAAUAGCUAGUGGAUGAAAAUGACUAAUCGUGCUGUUUUUUAUUUGUACCAGUUUUGAACAUAACAGCCAUGCUCUGGGGAAAUGGGGCUUAAUGCAUGUGUGUAGUAUCGUCCCAGAUUAGCCUGUGUAGUCUGCACAAGCUAUCCAGGGACGAAACUUUCAGCCUAAAGUGGAUUUUCCUUAAGGAGAAACUUCCUUUAAAUGAAAAAUACAGUGUAAAGUGUUGUCCCAGAGAGGACUGCACAGGCUAAUUUGGGACGACCCUUUCAGACAUGCACUUAGCCUAUUUAUCAUAGAGCAAGACUCAUAUUUUUAGUGUUGUUUUAGCAGCAUGGUUGGUGUUGCUGCCUGUGCAGCCGUCAUGUGCAGCCAUUUUGUAUGGAAUCAACGCUAACAUUGACCACGGAGUGUAGCAAGUUUGUGUUUACUGGUAGUUUUUGUGCCUGGAAUAUAAUCUGUUACAAAAGACAGUAAUAGAUUAUUAUGAUAUACCAUUUUUUCCUGCUGCCUAAAGAGAUACAAACUGCUUAUAAGAUCUAUUUGGCAGUAGUUAUUUAAGGUUUUCAUUUAUAUUUGAAAGAAAUAAUCUGUAUGUAUUUUGGUUGUUGUCUUUAUUCAUAUAUCACUUAGUCUACAUAUUGCUGAAUAUUAUGUAGUAUCUUUUUUACUGAUGAAUGUAUUUUUAGCUCGACUAUUAUAUAUGAAAUAUAUAUAGUGGAGCUAUCCUACUCACCCCGGUGUCGGCGUGAGUGUCUGCGUUAGCGUGCAAAUGUAAAAGUUUUCGUACUACCCAAAAUAUUUUCUUUGUCCCUUGACAUAUUGCUUUCAUAUUUUGCAUACUUGUUUACCAACAUGACCCCAACCUAUAAACAAGAGCAGACAACUCUAUUAAGCAUUUUGUCAUAAUGAUGGCCCCUUUUCCACUUAGAAUAUGCAGCAAAUGUUAAAGUUUUCGUACUACCCCAUUUAUUUUCAUUGUCCCUUGACAUAUUGCUUUCAUAUUUUGCAUACUUGUUUACCAACAUCACCCCAACCUAUAAACAAGAGCAGACAACUCUAUCAAGCAUUUUGUCAUAAUUAUUGCCCCUUAUAUACUUAGAAUAUGCAUAUUAUUAAUAAUCUAUGUUAAAGUUUUCAUACUACCCCAAAUAUUUCCUAUAUCCUUUGACAUAUUACUUUUACAUGUUGCAUACUUGUUUACCAACAUGACCCCAACCUAUAAACAAGAGCAGACCACUGUAUCAAGCAUUUUGACAUAAUAAUGGCCCCUUUUACACUUAGAUAAUUGAACAUUUUGCUUAAAUUGCCAUAACUUCUUUAUUUAUGAUCACAUUUUAUUAUUACUUUGACAAAACAACACUUACCUGAAAACCACAAUGGAUUCCACCCAAACAAUACCCCACGCCCCUACCCAGAUUUUUUUUAUGUCCCCCACUAUAGUAGUGGGGGAAAUAUUGUUUUUGCCCUGUCUGUUGGUUGGUUUGUUGGUCUGUUGGUCUGUUUGCGCCAACUUUAAUAUUUGCAAUAACUUUUGCAAUAUUGAAGAUAGCAACUUGAUAUUUGGCAUGCAUAUGUAUCUCAUGGAGCUGCACAUUUUGAGUGGUGAAAGCUCAAGGUCAAGGUCAUCCUUCAAGGUCAUAUAUAUGGGUCAAAAUCGCUAAUUUAAUGUACACUUUUGCAGUAUUUCAAUAUUCAAGAUAGCAACUUGAUAUUUGGCAUGCAUGUGUAUCUCAUGGAGCUGCACAUUUUGAGUGGUGAAAGGUCAAGGUCAUUCUUCAAGGUCAGAGGUCAAAUAUAUGUGGCCCAAAUCGCUUAUUUUAUUAAUACUUUUGCAAUAUUGAAGAUAGCAACUUGAUAUUCGGCAUGCAUGUGUAUCUCAUGGAGCUGCACAUUUUGAGUGGUGAAAGGUCAAGGUCAUCCUUCAAGGUCAAAUAUAUGGGUCAAAAUUGCUCAUGUAAUGUCACUUCUGCAAUAUUGAAGCUAGCAAUUUUAUAUUUGAAAUGCAUGUGUAUCUCAUGGAGCUGCACAUUUUGAGUGGUGAAGGGUCACGGUCAAGGUCAUCCUUCAAGGUCAAACGUCAUAUAGGGGGACAUCUUGUUUAUUUAUUUUUUAAACAUCAUCUAAUAAAUUACCACAACCCACAUUAAACCUCCCUCUCACCCCCCCUACCCCCCCCCCCAAAAAAAAAAAUUAAAACAAAAUUUAUUUAUUUUUUCCUUCUUUUUUAUUUUUGAAAGAUCUUCUAAUAAAUUAUUGAAUAUGAACAAUUUCCCCAUGAUGUCUUACGUUAUACUGUUAAGCACUCGAAUAGUCGAGCGCGCUGUCCUCUGACAGCUCUUGUUUGUUCUUUUUACCAAGCACCAUUGCAGGUGUGUUAUUGUAUCACAGGAUUAUGUUUUUGUGCUUGACAUGUUUUGCACAAAGUAUCAUAACAUGUGAUUACCUGCACAAUUAUUUAUUACCUUUAUAAAUAAUAACUUGCAAUUUUUAAAAAGUAUCAUCAGUGCAUUAAAGCUGUAUCUCCAGGGAAGUCCAAACUUAGUUUUAGUGCACUUAGUCAACAGAGGGCAAACUCUGGUCGGGAGCUACACUGUCCGCUAUAAAGCCAUGAAACAACUGUAAUGUCUUAAUAUUUAAAUGGAUGAAAAUUAUAAACAGGUAAUAAUUGUAUAAUUGAUCAUAAUUUCUUUAAUCAAAAUAUCUGCAUAGAUGUUCUCAGUAACUUACAAAAUUGUUGUUUUUUUUUAAAUAAAAAAGUAGAUUAAAACAAAGAUAUAAGCUGAUUGAUGUAUGCACAUGUGUAUAUUUAUUAACAUAAUUGCAAACUGCAUCUUAAAGUACUCAUUUACAUUAACCUUGAUGGGUGUUUGACAAGUAAACAUGAAUGAAUCAUUCUUUCUUUCGUUUAUAUAUAUUAGUAAUGGUUAUUUUCUUAUAUAAAACACAUUUUGUGGUUUUAUUUAAUUUGUGGUUUUGAAAUGUAAAUGAUUUUUCUAGGAAAACUCAAAGUAGAUAAAAAAAAUAAUGCCUAUUUCCGUAUAUCAUUAAUUAAAUGCAAGAUGUGCUGUGUGCUAGUUAAGCUAAGAGUUGUUUCCCUUUCUUUAAAACAAUCGGAUUUCUCUUAUUAAUUUAAAUGUCUAAACAUUAUUUUAUUGCUUGAAUGCAUCUUAAUUGCAGUUUCUUUGUUAUGAUUACUUUGUUCAACAUAUGCCACCCUUGGUUAUAGAUGAAUUGGACAUGAUAAUUACAUUGAUAUUAUUUUGUGGUAGAAUAAACUGAAAAUUCAAGGGAAAUUUAAAUCAUUUUCAAAUCAUUUUCUGUUCAUGAAAAAUAAAGCUAAUUUUUGGA
This is a messenger RNA of Dreissena polymorpha, 17348 nucleotides long. Its product is annotated as serine/threonine-protein kinase SMG1-like. Gene Ontology annotation, biological process: phosphorylation; nuclear-transcribed mRNA catabolic process, nonsense-mediated decay. The record is from RefSeq and is a predicted model, not a curated record. Lineage: Eukaryota; Metazoa; Mollusca; Bivalvia; Myida; Dreissenidae. Bases 111 to 10880 code for a protein of 3589 amino acids. Gene Ontology annotation, molecular function: protein binding; protein serine/threonine kinase activity. The transcript has 69 exons. Gene Ontology annotation, cellular component: nucleus.